GUCCGAGGUAAACAACAGCAUGUGAAUCACGAUGAUUUGAUUCUAUGGAUCAUAAAAAGGCUUCAGUUGCGCCUGCAACAAAUAACACACCAUUACCACCAUCAUCAUCACAUCUAAACAGCAUUCCAACUUACCAACACAUUUCAGAAUUAACUUUGACCACAGUCAAUACACAAUCAGCACAAUGUCUUUCGCCGAUCUUUCGAAGAGCUUGAGCGACAUCGAGCGCAAGGUCAACAAGUCGAUCAAGAUUCUCGGCAAGGGCAAUGACAUGAACUACAAGGAUGCCAUCAAGCUGGGCACCAAGUCAAACUCAAUCGUCAGCACGAUCAACAAGGGUAUCAAGGACUACUCGACCUUCACUCCCUCCGAAGACGAAGCCAAGAAGCUUCUGGGCCAGAUGAAUACCAUCGUCGACCUCACCGAGACUCAGCUUAAUGCCAUGGUGUCGAACCAGGCUCGUUUCGAGAGCUUGAAGGUUGGUGGUCUCGUGAAGAAGAACGUCACCAAGACCGAGGCUGCUGGCAAGGAACUUUCUGCGGUCAUGAUUUCCAAGGCCCCUGCAAGCAUCAAGGGAGAUGCCGAGGCGCUUGAGAAGAGGCGCGAGGCUGCUUUCAACAAGGCAUCUGGAGCUUUUGCUGGGUCUACAGGCGGCGAGGACGAGCAACUCGGAGACGAUUCCGACUAA
Colletotrichum acutatum is the source of this 688-nucleotide messenger RNA. RefSeq lists its product as uncharacterized. Bases 185 to 688 code for a protein of 167 amino acids. The transcript has 2 exons. Lineage: Eukaryota; Fungi; Ascomycota; Sordariomycetes; Glomerellales; Glomerellaceae. The record is from RefSeq and is a predicted model, not a curated record.